Protopolystoma xenopodis is the source of this 471-nucleotide messenger RNA. The record is from the annotation of a GenBank genome assembly. Lineage: Eukaryota; Metazoa; Platyhelminthes; Monogenea; Polystomatidea; Polystomatidae.
AUGCUCAACCCAAAACAGUACCCUCUUAUAAAUCCACUGAGUCGUGUAGACCUACCAGAUGCUACUAACUAUGCUAGUGGCAGCCCUGGUUACCUGAUAGGCUGGCCGGUGAUCGCUGGCAAGAAAGCAGAGGUCGGCUCGAGUGUCACUCUGAUUGCACGACGACUCAAGGCAUCUGAGCAGAUGGGCCACUUGGAUUCUCCACUCCAACAAGUAGUGGACAAUUUGGAUCUUCUCCAACACUCACUGGCUGGAAUUGUCCGACCUCAGCCUAAUCUUGCCUACUGGUUUGUACCUGGUGGCGGAUCUUCUUGUCCCUCAACUACAAGUACUACGCUCCCCAACCCUCCAGAGGCAUCCAACAACCUGAAUUCAAUUCGGUUUGGUGUAAAUGUCUUCGCAAGUUGCCUUUUAAGGUCAAUUUCUCUUAAUUUGUACACGUUACUUUGGCUUGAUAUGUGGCAAAAUUAA